Molecule: messenger RNA, 1785 nt
Organism: Rhizoctonia solani
Lineage: Eukaryota; Fungi; Basidiomycota; Agaricomycetes; Cantharellales; Ceratobasidiaceae
Product: GMC oxidoreductase
Exons: 16
Coding region: 1-1785 (594 amino acids)
Molecular function (GO): oxidoreductase activity, acting on CH-OH group of donors; flavin adenine dinucleotide binding
Source: RefSeq, a predicted model, not a curated record
AUGUUAUAUACGAAUCCUGCUGAUUUCGUCUCUCGAAGCUACGAUUAUGUCGUCAUUGGCGGUGGUGUAGUAGGACUAGUGAUAGCUGCCAGACUCUCCGAAGACCCGAACGUUCACAUUGCGGUACUGGAAGCUGGGGGGUAUUCAACUGGAGAUAGUCGAGUAACUAUUCCAGCAUUCUUUUGGAAGACCCAUGGAGACCCCGAGUUUGAUUGGUUACUCAAAACUACUCCCCAAUCAUCUGUGAAUGGCCGAAGGAUAUCUCUGCCUAGAGGGAAAACUCUUGGGGGAACCUCGGUUAUUAAUACAAUGACUUGGUUCAGAGGUGUCCGGGAAGAUUAUGACGCACUCGUUGAACUUGGCAAUCCAGGAUGGGGAUGGGACGACUGGGUUCCUUACUUUUGUAAAUCUGAGACAGCCCACCCUCCUCCUGAUGGGGAAUGGGGGCGCAAUAAUGCUGCGACUAUCGAGCCAGGGCUCAGUGGUACUACAGGUCCGCUGCAGAGGUCUUUUGCUCAAUGGCUAGGGGACACACACAUACCUUUUCUUCAAAGUUUUGAGAAGAUUGGAGUAAAGCCGAAUCCUGAAGCAAACACUGGGCAUAACAUUGGAACGUUUACUGUGACUACAAGCGUAGACCCAAAAACUUCCCAGAGGAGUUGUAGCACAACAGCGUAUUUCGAACCAAAUGCAGGUCGUCGUAACCUGCAUGUCUUAACUGGUGCAGCUGUAAACCGAGUGCUCAUGCGCCCGUCCGGUACACAUGGGAAAUAUUGCGCAACUGGGGUUGAAUUUAUCCACUCGAGGCAAUCAUAUCAAGUUGUCGUUGUGAAAGAGGCUAUUAUCUGUGCUGGUGCAUAUUUAAGCCCAGCAAUACUCGAGCGCUCCGGCAUUGGUUGCUCUAAGAGACUUCGAGGUCUAGGAAUCCCAAACUUCGUUGAUCUUCCAGGAGUUGGCGAAAAUCUUCAGGAUCACCUACUAGUGCCAACCAGUUUCGAGCUCAAAGACAAGAAUACAAUUACUGGCGAUCUGCUUCGCGACCCCGAAUUCAUUACACAAGAACUUGAACGAUACCGAUGUGAAGGGGGUGGAAUGUUAGCUUCAAUUCAUUCGGCAUUUUCGAUGAUACCUCUCGAAAAUUUCGCUGAGGACCGUUUAGUAAACAAACUAGACAGCAUGCUGAAGCGCCUUGAAGAUGAUGCCAAAAAUUCUGGUCAACAAAAGCUACUUAAAAUACAACGCAAGUGGCUGAAGGAUUCUAAGCGCGGCCAGCUAGAGAUAAUGCAUGUACCGGAGUUUUGUACUUUCGAGGCUAGUCGGCCUGCGGAAAGUGGUCGAUAUGUAUCUUUCCUUAACGUUUUAAUGCAACCCACAUCCCGAGGCAACGUUCACAUAUCUUCAUCGGACCCUCUGCGAGCUCCUGUUAUUGACCCCCGUUAUUACCAUGAUCGGUUUGACCUUGAUAUGAUGGUGGCUGGGCUCAAGUAUACUCAGAAGCUUGUAGAGACCGAGCCUUUGGCGUCAUUGAUACAGAAACCCAUUGACCCCCGACCUGACCAGAUGGGCGAUGAAGACCUAAAAGAAUAUGCCAAGAAUUUGCUUGAAAGUGCACAUCACCCUAUUGGAUCUAACUCUAUGCUUCCACGAGAAGAUGGCGGGGUAGUUGAUUCCAAGCUCAAGGUGUAUGGGGUAGAUAACCUGAGGUUAGUUCGCCAUUCUCACUUUGCAAACCAAGUUGACGGAAAAGAGCUACAGAGUGGCAGAUGGAAGUAUAUUCCCGCUUAG